Messenger RNA from Eriocheir sinensis (Chinese mitten crab), 1556 nucleotides. RefSeq lists its product as uncharacterized. The transcript is spliced from 12 exons. The coding region runs from base 18 to 1556 and encodes 512 amino acids. Lineage: Eukaryota; Metazoa; Arthropoda; Malacostraca; Decapoda; Varunidae. The record is from RefSeq and is a predicted model, not a curated record.
GUGCCACAGCGGGCAGCAUGGCGGCAGCACGGAGCCCCCGGUCACUCCUGCUACUCGCCGCCAUAGCAGCGGCGGGGUGGAGCAUCGCGCGGGCCGCCUGUGUCCAGCCUCCAGUUACCGUCAUAAAGGACACCACAUUGCUCGGGCGGGUGCUUUGGAGGUGCUUAAAUUUACUGUUUACUUUUCCCAACCUGCAGCGGGCGGUAUAUUCGCAGUGUGAGAACCAGAGCAUGAUCGAGGAAGAGUUGACUUGUGCUCCGCCAUCCGACCCCACCGCGCUCAGUCCUUGCAUCAGCGAUCCACCUGACGUCGAGAAUGCCGAGAAACAUAUCUUGGUCGAUAAAGUGAUCACCGCAUACACUUGCAUCGCUGGGCACUCCUGGCUGUCGCUGGAGGAAGAGCAGACUUCCCAAUGUUACAAGGGGGAGUGGACGGCUAUACAGGACAUAUGCGACGAGGAAUGCUCACUGCUACGGGACUGCGCCGAGGUGAACCAGAUGGGUAUUUUCGAAGACGAUGAAUAUUUGGUCUAUCCUACAGGGAGCCCCAACGACCCCAAGGUGUUGGUUCAAUGUGACAACUCCGAGGUGAUGGCUGACGGUGGCUGGCUUCUCGCUGCCCAAACAGAACCUGGGGUAAACGAAGGCUCCACCGACACUUCGACUAUCACGGAAGGCUUCAUCGGGACCAACAGCAGACCGCCUUACUUUGCGGGUCGGAAUAAUCUCAUUGCUUGGAACUGGAACGACACCUCACCGCGAUCCUUGACGUACAUGUUCAAGAUGAAGUUUACAGAUGACGGUUCAAUCCAUCACGCCACCUACACGCACGUCCAGGUACCCCGCGAGGAACCCUGGGACAUCAUCCUCGACGCCCCUUAUCACGGAGAGGCAGGUGACUUCUUCAAUAACACCAACAAUGCAACGUGGAGUGACGGCGGGGAGUUAGUGAAAAUACUACAAGAUUCUUCACCUACGUGGCUGGGAAGACCUCUGGAAAUGUUAAGAUUAUACAUUCGCCCUACCUACUACGAUCAAGCAUACUCCUGCCCAUCCCUCAUCGGCACGGACCCAAGCUGGCAGAACAUUGGGGGUCGAGUUCCAUUAGUUCGAGGCCCAGGGACGAAGAUCAUGUACAGUUGCCCCGGUGCACUGAGAGUCAAACGCGUGGACACUCCCGGCCUUCAGGUACCCCAGGACCCGAAUGCCAUGAACACCUCGGGGCUGCUUGACACUGAUACGAUGCUGGCCAUGGGUGGGAGGACCUGGUCGGGGAUAAGCGAUGUAGAAUUGACGGAAGAGACUAAGAAUAAGGAAGGGUUUGUCCAGUGUGUGAGAAAUGCGUCUGGGGACCUUGUCUGGACCGCCUCGCUGGAGCUGCCCUGUUUAUUGACGUGUCCGGAUAACUACACGAAGUCGAGGGACGGGCUAAGUUGCAUUCGGAUCCACCAUUUCGGCGACGACUUCGGCAUAACUUCAGCGUCUCUCAGAGUGCCAACCAACGCUACAUCGCUUCUCCUCCCAGACCGCUAUUACUACACGGCGUCCAUAAGGUGA